AUGACACGGUCGGUUCCGGCCGGUUAUGUUCGUUUUCCGACAAUUUCCUUGCCGCCGGAUUCCGGCCGGAAGUUUAAACCCGGAAAUGGUCAGGAACUGAUCGGAUAUUUUCAUCUUAAUUCCGGCCGGAAUCCGGCGGCAAGAAAUCUGCCGGAACCUACUGGAAUCGGCGAAAACUGUGCCGGAACCGACCCAGAUUUUAACGGAUCCAGUCGUCGGAAUUAUCGACCUCGGUAUAUUAGUCAAUCAUCAAUAUCAAAUGGAAAUUCUGCGUACAAAUCUUUAUUAUCGUAA
This is a messenger RNA of Adineta ricciae, 294 nucleotides long. The record is from the annotation of a GenBank genome assembly. NCBI's taxonomy places the organism in Eukaryota, Metazoa, Rotifera, Eurotatoria, Adinetida, Adinetidae.